Messenger RNA from Adineta steineri, 450 nucleotides. NCBI's taxonomy places the organism in Eukaryota, Metazoa, Rotifera, Eurotatoria, Adinetida, Adinetidae. The record is from the annotation of a GenBank genome assembly.
AUGGAACAAAAUUCUUUAACAUUAUUAAUAUCAAUUGUUCUUGCAGCCGUUGGUAUUCUUUUUACUAUUAUUGGAGUAGCUACACCUGGCUGGGCUGGCGCGUCUAGCACUGGCAAAGUUCAAUUAUUUCGAUGUGGUUCUCCAUGUCCCCUAAAUUAUACUGCUGCUGGUGUUUUACUUCUUAUAGCUAUCUUAUUUUUGGUGAUAGCUAUUGUAUUCACACUUAUGUUUUGGCGAGGAAUGAUCAGCAAUUCUUCAGAUAUAAUUAAAAAUAUCGUAUUGUUCUUAUUUCUUCUUGCUGCUAUCUUUAUUACUGUAGCAUAUUCACGGGCUAUGCCGAGCGGUUUGUACAGUUAUCAUAUAGCGGUUACAGCUGGUAAUUUAGUCUUUUUAUCAGCUUUAGCUUUUACCUAUUGGCUUGGACGUACUUCAGUGACAUAUGUCCAUUAG